This is a messenger RNA of Amoebophrya sp. A120, 330 nucleotides long. Lineage: Eukaryota; Dinophyceae; Syndiniales; Amoebophryaceae. The record is from the annotation of a GenBank genome assembly.
GAUAACCAUCACGAGUCGGCGGGAGCUGGUUCUCGCCACCAGAAAAGCAAAAAAGGCCGACACAAGAAGCCGGUAAUAUCGCACCCGCCACCUCCAUGGCUGCAGGAUUUGGACUCGGGGAUUUUGCCGAAAUUCGGCUUGCUAGGACGAGGACCUACCUCGUCUGUACCAGGAGGUAAAGCCAAUGCAGGUUCUGGAAACUACAGCAAGCCCCCCUUCAAUCCCACAGCCCGGAACAAGAUGUCCAACAUGCUGGCUUCCGCUUCCGCGUCGAUUCAAACUUCGCAAUUCCGCAACACGAAGCCACGACAACCCACGAACAGCACCGAC